CCGGACACAGGCAUUCUUCGCUGACGACCAGAUACAGAACCUUGCUGAUCUCUGUCAGAAACUAAAAAAGGAGCACCUGCCCGUGGGCUUCAGGGUGGCCGAAGUCAACGUUGAAGACGUGACAGUGAUCAGCAUAAGAAAGGAGGAAGUUAGAGAACCGGCUGGCAUGCCCGUUAUAACCCACAACAUCACCAUAUACGACGACCUUCGCUUCAAGCUGCACUGCCAAGGAACUGAUGUUUCGGUCAAGACAGUCUCUGAUAUCUGUUGCGUGCCUGGAGCGUUUUCAUCAGUGUCAGAAGUGCUGAACGUGAUUGCACGUCUGAAGAGUGUCACUGUGACAGUUGCUGCUCGUCUGUCGGCAGCCACGACGCUCCUCGACACAAUCGCCGAGUCCAGCGAUGGCGAUGUCUGCCCAGUAGUCUCCUUCUGCGCUGAACAACUGCGACUAGUCGCGAAGCCGGCGAACAACAGACGGUGCUCUCAGGAGCUUCUGGGGAACGCAGUGAUUUGGGAGAGAAUGAGUCCCAAAUUGUACAGCACACUUCAACAGUCGCCCUUGCUCUGCAUUCCGCACUCAAAAACCCUCCGUCGACUUACAUCUGCACUGCAGGUUAGCGCCGGACUCGACAGCACGACAAUGGCGUACCUCCGUAUGCGAGUUGAAAAGUUGGCGCCACGAGAGCGGCUUAUCAAUAUGGCUAUGGAUGAAGUCUACUGCGCCCAGACGAUGGAGCUGGCCGGCGGGCGGCUGUUUGGCGAGCAAGAUGGAGCUAUCGCCAAGACUCUGUUCUGUGUCCAUGUGAACUCUGUCGCAGGAACAUACCAGGACAUGAUAUGCAUGCAGCCAGUCCCUCACGUCAAAACAUCCGACAUCAAUGACAUCUUCAACAAAACGCUGAAGGGGCUGACCGAGCUAGGACUCACUGUGGUGUCGGUAACAACUGACAACCACCGCACGAAUCAAGCGUGGCACAGGUCACUCGGCACGGACGGUCACCACCCGGAAUACCUGAUAAAUCCAUACUCUGAUGAUGAGAAGAUUUUCACGCUGUACGAUACAGUGCACGUGUUUAAGAACCUCUAUUAUGGUAUGAUGAGGAACAAAUCACUCCGUCUUCCGCCUCUCCCUGGUUCAGAAGACCAGCGCGACCUAGAAGUCAGCUUCGAUCACAGAGGAUCUAUGAGAUGGAGUAUGGCAACCCGGCCAAGCUUGCGUACAAGCUUACGGACAGAGUCUUGAAUCCAUCAGUUCUGGAGCGUGUCAAUGUGAAGUUGGCAUGGCGGCAGC
Amphibalanus amphitrite is the source of this 1291-nucleotide messenger RNA. RefSeq lists its product as uncharacterized. Bases 167 to 1243 code for a protein of 358 amino acids. The record is from RefSeq and is a predicted model, not a curated record. Lineage: Eukaryota; Metazoa; Arthropoda; Thecostraca; Balanomorpha; Balanidae. The transcript is spliced from 2 exons.